This is a messenger RNA of Scatophagus argus, 5726 nucleotides long. It is a transcript of the gene zswim6, whose product is annotated as zinc finger, SWIM-type containing 6. NCBI's taxonomy places the organism in Eukaryota, Metazoa, Chordata, Actinopteri, Scatophagidae. Bases 380 to 3778 code for a protein of 1132 amino acids. Gene Ontology annotation, cellular component: Cul2-RING ubiquitin ligase complex. Gene Ontology annotation, molecular function: zinc ion binding. The transcript is spliced from 14 exons. The record is from RefSeq and is a predicted model, not a curated record.
ACAGACAAAGCCGCUCGCCCCGUCCCUCUUCCUGUAAUAUCUGUAAACGCCCACCGCUAAAACCACAGCCCAGAAAGAGAGAUGGUCGUUAUUACAACCCCGUCCCCUCCGAGGCUUUUCAUUCUGCUCUGUGACUCACAAAAGGAUUAACGGCCGUGCGGGAAUUCCGCCCUCCAGUCCUUAUUUAGCGCGGAGCUAGCCGGAGAGACCCCGCCUUCCCUUCAUUUGUCAACAAAGGGGUUUGACAAGCUCGGAGAGGCCCUGCCCCCAUGUUUCCAUAAAACACGGCCAACGAUCAAGCCGUGGCCAACCUUUUCCCUUCCCCAUCCCGUUCAUAUGGUGCGUUGACUUCCUCCGUCGCCGUUAAAGCGGAGCUAUCAUGGCGGAGCGCGUACAGCAGCCCCCAGCCAAACGACUCUGCUGUAGACCGGGCUACAAUGCAACAUGUAGACAGGGCCAGCGGGCCGCGGGGGCGCCGUGUGGCGGCUCUGCUUCCAUCCAGGGCGAAUCGAGCAAAACCCAGAACCCGGAGUCUCUCCUGGACAUCGCGGCGAGGAAAGUCGCGGAGAAGUGGCCGUUUCAAAGGGUAGAGGAGCGUUUCGAGCGGAUCCCGGAGCCCGUCCAGAGACGGAUCGUUUACUGGUCUUUCCCGAGGAGCGAGCGUGAGAUCUGCAUGUACUCGUCGUUCAACACCGGCGGCGAGGAGAUCGGAAGUAGCGGGGAGAGCAGCGACGAGACGCGGCUGCCCUUCCGACGGGGCAUCGCUCUGCUGGAGAGCGGCUGCGUGGACAACGUACUGCAAGUCGGGUUUCACCUCAGCGGCACAGUAAGGGAACCCGCCACGUCCUCAGAGCCUGAGCUGGUCUGCAACGUGAGCGUCAGCUUCGACCGCUGCAAAAUCACAGCAGUGACAUGCAGCUGCGGCAACAAGGACAUCUUCUACUGCGCCCACGUCGUGGCGCUCUCCCUGUACCGAGUACGGAAGCCCGAGCAGGUCAAACUGCGCCUGCCCAUCUCAGAGACUCUUUUCCAAAUGAACAGAGAUCAGCUGCAGAAGUUCGUCCAGUACCUGAUCACAGUGCAUCACACAGAGGUGCUGCCGACGGCUCAGAAACUGGCUGACGAAAUACUGUCGCAGAACUCCGAGAUCAACCAGGUUCACGGAGCUCCAGAUCCGACGGCGGGCGCCAGCGUGGACGAUGAGAACUGCUGGCAUCUGGACGAGGAGCAGGUUCAGGAGCAGGUCAAGCUCUUUCUCUCCCAGGGCGGGUACCACGGCUCGGGGAAGCAGCUCAACUUACUCUUCAGCAAGGUGAGAGAGAUGCUGAAGAUGAGGGACUCCAACGGAGCGCGCAUGCUAACGCUGAUCACAGAGCAGUUCAUGGGCGACCCCCGACUGGCGCUGUGGAGGCAACAGGGAACCGCCAUGACUGACAAGUACAGGCAGCUGUGGGAUGAACUCGGCGCCCUGUGGAUGUGCAUCGUGCUGAACCCCCACUACAAAGCCGAGCAGAAGGAGUUCUGGCUUCGUCAGCUUCGCAGGUGGAACAGUGUGGACGUCUGUCCCUUGGAGGACGGUAACCAUGUCAGCGAGCUGACCAAUCUGACCAACGCUCUGCCCCAGGGCCCCCCUGGAAACCCAGAUUCACUGACUCGGCCUCAUCGGACGGUGUUCACGCGGGCGAUUGAAGCCUGCGACCUGCACUGGCAGGACCCCCACCUGCAGCACAUCAUCACCGAGGACCACUGCGCCAACUACUGUUACCAUUACAACCUCGACAGCUCGCUGUUCGACGCCCGGGGGUGGCCCCUGUGGCACGAACACGUCCCAACCGCGUGCGCCCGAGUGGACGCCCUGAGAUCUCACGGUUACCCCAAGGAAGCACUCAGACUGGCCAUCGCCAUCGUCAACACACUGCGCAGGCAGCAGCAGAAACAGCUGGACUUCUUCCAGGCGCACAAAAAAGAGCUGCUCCAUAAAGGCGCAACAUCAGUCACCAACCUGGAGGGCUGGGUGGGCCACCCUCUGGACCCCAUCGGCACACUGUUCAGCACCCUCAUGGAGGCGGCGCGGGGCAGCGAGGAUGGAGCCACGGUCCUCCUUGACUUCUCAGGCUCCCAGGGUUCAGGUAAGAAGACGGAGCAUCCCGUUUCCCCAGCGCAGCGUUUCCUGGAGGAAGGAGAGUCGCUGGUGUCGCUGGCUGUGGAGAUGGCUCUGAUUGGCUUAGGGCAGCAGAGGAUGAUGCCAGAUGGCCUUUACGCACAGGAGAAAGUGUGCCGCAACGAGGAGCAGCUGCUGGCCAGGCUUCAGGAAGUCAAUCUAGACAACACGUUGGUGAAGAUCUUCCGGAAACAAGCUGUCAUCCUGCUCGAGGCUGGUCCUUACAGUGGUCUGGGGGAGUUGCUCUACAGGGAAAGCGUCCCCAUGCACACGUUUGCCAAGUAUCUCUUCACCUCCCUGCUACCUCAUGACGCCGAACUGGCAUACAAAAUUGCACUGAGAGCCAUGCGGUUGCCGGUCCUGGAGUCCACGGCCCCCUCCAGCGACUUGUCUCGGCCUCCCCAUAUUGUGUCAGUGGUGUCCAACCGCCUCCCUCGCUGGUUCACUCUCAGUCACAUUGAGACCCAGCAGUGUGAACUGGCCUCCACCAUGCUCACUGCUGCAAAAGGAGACGCUCGCAGACUAGAAACAGUGUUAGAGUCCAUCCAGAAGAGCAUCCACUCUGCAUCCCACAUCUUCAAACUGGCCCAGGAUGCCUUCAAAAUUGCCACCCUCAUGGACAGCCUGCCAGACAUCACGCUGCUCAAAGUGUCCCUGGAGCUGGGUCUUCAGGUGAUGAGAAUGACCCUGUCUACCUUGAACUGGCGGAGGAGAGAGAUGGUUCGAUGGCUGGUCACAUGUGCUACUGAGGCUGGUGUGUUCGCGCUGGACAGCAUCAUGCAAAGCUGGUUCACCCUCUUCACCCCCACCGAAGCUACCAGCGUUGUGGCCAGCACGGUCAUGUCCAACAGCACCAUCGUCCGCCUGCAUUUGGACUGCCACCAGCAGGAGAACCUGGCCAACUCCGCCCGCACCCUUGCCCUGCAGUGUGCCAUGAAGGACCCCCAAAACUGUGCCCUCUCAGCUCUGACACUCUGCGAGAAGGACCACAUUGCCUUCGAGACAGCCUAUCAGAUUGUACUGGACGCGGCCGCCACAGGAAUGAACUACACUCAGCUGUUUACAAUAGCACGUUACAUGGAGCACCGCGGUUAUCCUAUGAGGGCGUACAAACUAGCAACAUUAGCCAUGACUCACCUGAACCUCAGCUACAACCAAGACACACACCCGGCGAUCAACGACGUGCUCUGGGCGUGUGCUCUCAGCCACUCGCUGGGGAAAAACGAACUGGCGUCCGUCAUCCCCCUGGUGGUGAAGAGCGUGAAAUGUGCCACCGUCUUGUCGGACAUUUUGCGGCGGUGCACGCUAACUACGCCAGGCAUGGUGGCGCUGCACAGUCGCAGGAACUCUGGGAAGCUGAUGCCUCUGGACAAGGCUCCACUCAGGCAGCUACUGGACGCCACAAUCGGGGCCUACAUCAACACAACGCACUCUCGGCUGACACACAUCAGCCCACGCCACUACAGCGAGUUCAUCGAGUUCCUCAGUAAAGCCAGAGAGACGUUUCUAAUGGCACACGACGGACACAUCCAGUUCACACAGUUCAUAGACAACCUGAAGCAGAUAUACAAAGGCAAGAAGAAACUCAUGAUGCUUGUUCGAGAGAGAUUCGGUUGAAAGAGGAUUCAGUGACCAAAUUGCUCUUUUUACUUGAGUCUCUUUUUUUAAAUCCUUUCUAACUUGAAGUGAAAAUCCUCCCAAAACAACAUUCAUGCAAAUGUUAUUCCUAUGAUUCGGCACUGCUGGGUUGAAUGUGAUGUUCAUGUUCAUCUGCAGUCAAUAUUCCCUUUCAUUCUGAGUCACACUGAGCACGAGCACAGACGGACUCUCGGUUGAUCUGUUGGAACAGUAACUGGACCGAUGAGAGGAAUAAAAUGUGAAAUGUGUUUUAGGGUAAAUUUUCUCCUAAAAAGUUUGAAAUUUAAGAAAAAACAAACAAACAAAAAAAAACAAAAACAAAACAAAACACUGUUAACCAUAAGAGCAGCCAAUGGAAUCAAUGUGUAUAAAACUAUUAAGUUUGCAGAGGGAGAACACUGUCAAUUUGUGGAAGUUUGUGUGUGUUUCCCUUUAUACAUAUGAAAACCAGAGAGUAAGAGUUUUACACUGAGUAUAUACUGUAUUGUCCAGUGGCAAAAUGUCCACCUUGCACUCCUGCUUCCCCCAGCUAACGUUCACAGCCUCAAAGAGAAGACAAACGGCUUUAAACCAAAUGGAGAAACUCCAUCUGAAGUACCUCUUUUAAAAGGAUCCAGCUUUACUCUCCAGCCCCCGCCAAGUCCUCACCCAUCUGCCCUGUGAAGUGAAAGAAAGAUUCACAAUCUGAAAUCAUUUACUGGUUCGAUAUUUGUUUCUGCCAUCUUUAGGCUGAUUGUUUUGGCUUUGCAGUGUUGUCUCAAACAUUCAGUAUGCUUAUUUUGCAGACACGUCUGUCACACGAACUGUCACAGUGCUUGCUCUUGUGGAAACUUGGCAUCUGUCAACAUACAUUCUCAGGGAUUUCAAACAGAAAGCAGACAGAAAAAGAGAACAAAAGCAUUUUAUUGUCCUGUAUAUAUGAAAGUAUAUGUCUGAAUAUUGAAAAAAAAUGUAUAUGUUAACUAAUUUAUGACAGAAUAUUAUGUAAGGCACAAUACUUGAAGCUGCAGUACUUUUGGUUUUUGAAACAAAUGAGAAAAAAACAAAACAUAUCAGAAGGACUUCAAAAACGUUCGCCUUGCGUCGCAUCAGGGGCCAGUUAAAACAGCAGGACACGCCGGCUCGUUUGGCUCUGCAGACAUGUAAUGAACUGCAGAAAGUGGCCAGUUGUAAGACAGGAAGUGGACAAGCAAAGUGUGUAUUCUCCACAACACAGACGCGUAUUGAGGACUGAAGGGCUCAGAGAAAGGGACGACUGUGGAGGCAGAGCAGCAACAUAAUAGCUGGCAACUGCUGCGAUAUUCCAGUGGAGUGAAAUCUGCCCUCGUGUCUCCUGCUGCAGUGAUUCAGUCCCCAAACAAAGCUCUGUUUUACGCUCGGUGUCCAUGCCUCCUCUUCUGACAUCUCGGCUUUGUGCAGGGCAGAAAGUUGCUCUAUACUGUAGGUCUCGACUGUUCCACGUUUUUUUUUUUAAAUGCUUUUUGUGAUUUAUUUUCAUUUUUUUUAAAUUCUUAUUUCUCUCUAGAAUUCCUCACACAAGAACAGCCUUCUUUCUUGCCUUGUCUUAAUGCUUUAAAAUAACCAAAUGGGAGUUUUAACUACCAAACUUUAUUCAUACGCCAACCUGUUAGUGUCUUUCAUUUUUAACUGAACUGGCUCUGUACUGCUUUAAAAGCUCAUUUCAUCUGUUUUUCAGUGUCGUCUCUUGUCUGUUAGUAGCGCCUUUCUGUUUAGAAAUGAAAUAUGCUCCCUUUUAUUUAUUGCGUUAGGUAUAUGAUUGUACAACUAUGUCAACGUGCUCAUGAAGUUGAAACUAAGAUUUGAUACACUGAUCGAUUUAUUUAUGUAACUAAAAUCACUGUUUUAUAAACUUGUUAAUGAAUCAAAAUUUUGUUUUGAUUAAAUUUGUUUUGUUUUUUUUCUGAGA